CCGCCUCUCACACUUCCAUUUUGCUCCUCGCCGCCUCGCACGCUGCCGAGCUCGCGUUCGCUUGCUGGGAACAGGGAAAUGGCCUGCGAAGGGGUGCUUCUGGGGAUGGGGAAUCCCCUCCUCGACAUCUCUGCCGUCGUCGACGACGAGUUCCUCAGCAGGUUUGGCAUUAAGUUGAAUGAUGCAAUUCUUGCAGAGGAAAAACAUUUGCCAAUGUAUGAUGAGUUAUCUACAAAAUACAAUGUUGAAUAUAUUGCUGGAGGGGCUACGCAGAAUUCAAUCAGGGUUGCUCAGUGGAUGCUUCAAAUUCCUGGUGCAACAAGCUAUAUGGGAUGCAUUGGAAAGGAUAAGUUUGGAGAGGAAAUGAAGAAGAACUCGAAAGCAGCAGGUGUUAAUGUUCAUUACUAUGAGGAUGAAACUGCCCCCACUGGUACAUGUGCAGUCUGUGUUGUUGGUGGUGAGAGGUCCUUAGUUGCUAAUUUGUCUGCAGCGAAUUGCUAUAAAAUCGAACACCUAAAGAGACCAGAAAACUUUGCAUUGGUUGAAAAGGCCAAGUACAUUUACAUAGCUGGUUUUUUCCUCACGGUGUCUCCUGAUUCUAUUCAACUUGUAGCUGAGCAUGCUGCUGCCAAUAACAAGGUGUUCAUGAUGAACCUUUCUGCUCCUUUCAUCUGUGAAUUCUUCCGAGGUGUUCAAGAGAAAGCUCUGCCGUAUGUAGAUUAUGUAUUUGGGAAUGAAACUGAAGCAAGGACCUUUGCAAGAGUUCGCGGUUGGGAGACUGAGAAUGUUGAGGAGAUUGCUUUAAAGAUCUCAGCAUUACCAAAGGCAUCAGGAACUCACAAAAGAAUUACUGUUAUCACUCAAGGUUGUGAUCCAGUAGUUGUCGCUGAGGAUGGAAAGGUGAGAUUGUUCCCAGUGAUCCUAUUGCCAAAGGAGAAGCUGGUUGAUACCAAUGGUGCAGGUGAUGCAUUUGUUGGAGGAUUCUUGUCCCAGUUGGUUCAAGAAAAGAGCAUCGAGGACUGCGUAAGAGCCGGUUGUUAUGCCGCAAAUGUGAUAAUUCAGAGGUCAGGCUGCACUUACCCAGAGAAGCCUGAUUUUAAGUGAACCUCCCUGGUGGUUUUGCCGCAGCAAACUAUGCCAGUCAUCGAUCCUACCUUUUAUUUUUCAGAAUGAUAAUAAUGUCUAUCCCUUAUGCUGUUUUGUGUUUCCAAACUGGUUACUGUCAUUCGGCUGCCAUUAUUAGAUGAUGGUGAGGGCAAUAUUUUCCAAAUUUUCAGGCAUUAUAUUUCCCUAUUAAGCAAUCAUUAUUCAUCGGUGCAUUGUACUAGCAUUUUUGUUGCUUUAUCAUGGGACUAAUAUCUAAUCAUUAAGAGAAUCUUUAUCUA
Musa acuminata AAA Group (dessert banana) is the source of this 1385-nucleotide messenger RNA. Its product is annotated as adenosine kinase 2. Gene Ontology annotation, biological process: purine nucleobase metabolic process; purine ribonucleoside salvage. Gene Ontology annotation, cellular component: nucleus; cytosol. The record is from RefSeq and is a predicted model, not a curated record. Bases 79 to 1104 code for a protein of 341 amino acids. Gene Ontology annotation, molecular function: adenosine kinase activity. The transcript has 13 exons. Lineage: Eukaryota; Viridiplantae; Streptophyta; Magnoliopsida; Zingiberales; Musaceae.